CUUAGUAUAACCUGGUAUGAUACUUGCAACAUUUUGAAUGCUUCAUCAGCAACAACAAAACUUUGAAAUCCCUUGCAGUUAGGCAGCCUCUGUCUCGUAUGCCCUGCCCUGCUCACAUCAGUAGGAAUGAAGCAGGUUGCAGCCGGAAGCAGUUUAUUUAGAUUCCCAGUUUGGUUUCUGUGGGGCCAUCCCAAGGAAUCCAGAAAUGCACCCAGCCCAUUACCUGAAAUAGAACUUAGUCAUACAUGGAAGAGUCUCUUCAGUCAUACAGACACAUGCUGCUGCUUUCCCUGCACCACUAAUGGACAUUUUUGUGGCUGCUGCACUUUCUGCAUGUAAUGGGCCAUUUUAGUAGUAGCCCAAUCACUUUCCCCUGAAAAGCCAUUCCCACUGUAGCUGUUGCCUCAGUGAACUCCAUGCAGGAGGGGCAGAGGGGCAUCCAGAUGGGCAGGAAGCACACCUAGCUGAAUCUGUUGUGAAAGAGGAAUGCUGCAUGACCUUUAAGUGGGCAGUGCACUGUUAGCUGUGCUGCUUACUCCCUAUCCUUGUGUUUGAAGAGGUGCUGGUAAACAAAGACACUAGUAACCAAUCAAUUCCUGACAGGCCAGAUCAACUUCAAUCAUAGCUGUUCAAGGACAGAAGACAGCUUGGCAUCUUCCAGAAAGAGAUUCAACUUGUUUGCUCUUGUGUUUGUAGCAAGUCACGAGGGAAAAUGAGAUUUUCUUUCCCUCUCACAAUGUUUUGUAUGUGAAUUAUCAAAUUUAUGCUCCACUCCAACAAGAAUUCAAAUUAGAAAAGCUCAUGAACUUUCAUACAUUGAGUUAUCUUGGUAUGAUCAAAAGGGCAAAGUUCCUUUCAAGCAACAGUGUUAGAUAGCGUCUACAUACUUAUGCUAGUGGUGGUGCUGAGAAACAGCAAAGUUAACUGGAAGAUGUUUGUAAAGAAAUUUUUCAAGCAUUGAUUUUAAUCUAUCCUUGUGGUCUAGUGUGAGAACAGCCAAAAUGUAAAUCAAACCAAGUAUGAUUUACUGCUGUUUAAGAAUGAAACAAAAAAGAAGUUACUCUGAUUGCCUUAUGUUGCUCUUUCUUUUGCACCAGUGAGCUGAGAAACCAUCUACCACUGGCCACAUGUUGUCUUGCUUCCAUGAUCUCACUGUGCUCAGUUGAAAUGCUCUCAGUGGAUGAAAAAAAGAAGUCUUGAUGAGCUCCUGAGAAUUGUAUUCAAUGCUCCUUGGCCAGCAUGGAAAUUCCUAGAAGAAUCUAAAGAAGGGACAUCUUGUCCUGUUCCUCAGGUUAACACACUCUUUAAGAAUCAGAAAAAUGUACAGUCUAACUCCCUGCUGUGUAUGUACAUUUGGAAGGAGUGGAGACUUCAAACCGCUGGGAGUUAGUUUUCGCUUCCUGUGCUGCCGAGCCUUUGUCUGCGCUGGCCGCGGCUGGAGGCGCACCCGGGCGGUGGAGGCGCGGCGGGGACACCCCGCUCCCGGCGGCGGCGCCAGGAAGGGAUCAAAGUCUCCAGACAGUGAGGAUCGGGGCGCCAUGAUGGCCAGGAGGAGUCCGGGUCCGUGGUUUGUGCCCUGGGUGUGCUUGGUGCUGGUGCUGGACUUGGGCGAGGGGCAGAACGAAAAACCCUUCGGUGAGAGGUGCCUGGAGGACUUCACGGCAGGGCUGCCGGACUGGGUGCUGGACACAGACGACUCCGUCCAGCAUGGAGCCACCUUCUUGUCGUCCCCCAUGGUGCAUCGGAGCAGGGACUGCAUGAGAGCCUGCUGUAAGGACCCUGCCUGUAACCUGGCUCUCGUGGAGCAGGGCCCGGCCCCGGAGGAGGACCACAUCAGGGGCUGCUUUCUCCUCAAUUGCCUCUAUGAGAAGAAUUUCGUCUGCAGGUUUGCCAGGAAGAUCGGCUUUGUCAACUUCUUGAAGAAGGACGUGUACGAUUCCUACCUGGCAAUGCAGAAUCACAGACCUAGUGAUGACCACCCUCCAAUAGCCCGUGCUGUCAAGGACAUGAGGGUGCAGCCGGGGGAGCCAGUGAUGCUGAGAGGCACGGAGAGCACGGAUGACCACGGGAUAGUCAGCUAUGAAUGGAAACAGAUCCUUGGCGACCCCUCUGCAGAGAUGAAGAAGCACGAAGGAGAUCAGGUAGAAAUCUCCAACCUCCAGGUGGGGACUUACGUCUUCCAGCUCACUGUCACGGACACUGCACAGCAGCAAGACUUCACCAACAUCACCAUCAUGGUGUUGAGCUCUGAGCAGACAGAAGAGCAUUGUUUGACUCCAAAGAAGGUGGGUUGGUGUCGGGGAUCUUUUCCACGCUGGUUCUACAACCCGAGCCUGCAGCAGUGUGAGGAGUUCAUUUUUGGUGGCUGCAAGCCCAACAAGAAUAACUACUUACGGGAAGAGGAGUGUGAGCUUGCCUGCAAGAAUGUCAGAGGUUCUGUUGGUGGGCGACAACAGCCAGUAUGCAAUGGGAACUGUCAGGCCCCCUUCUUCAGAUGCAAGGAUGGUUGCUGCAUUGAUGCCUAUCUGGAGUGUGAUGAAACUGCCGACUGUGCUGAUGAAUCGGAUGAGAUGUACUGUGAACGAUAUGCUCGUGAGUUCAAUAGACUGCAGAAAAUCAAUGUCACACAUAAGCAAGGCCACUGUGUGGACUUGCCUGAUACUGGACAGUGCACUGAGAGCAUCCCCCGCUGGUACUAUAACCCAUUCUUGGAGAAAUGUGACCCCUUCACCUACGGGGGCUGUGGUGGCAACAGCAACAACUUUGAGCAAGAGGAGGAGUGCAUGAAAUCCUGUUCAGGCAUCACAAAAGCGGAUGUCAUUGGCCGAAGAUGGGAAUCAUUUGAGUCCCAGACUGCUAUGUUAAGUGCCUUUGAGGUAGUGAUUGCUGUGCUCCUGGGGAUCUGCAUCAUGGUGGUCCUGGUGUUCAUUGGCUACUUCUUCCUGAAGAAAAGGAACAAGAGCAGCCGCCGCCGCCAGCCUCCCACUGCUACCAACUCAACCCUGUCCACCGCAGAGGACACUGAGCGUCUGUUCUACAGCAGUGCCACCAAACCAGUCUGACCUACAGCCCCUCUCUCCAGCUCAGCACUGGGGCACUCCCCAAAGCUUCUGGAGGUCUGUGCCUGAAGGACUCGUUCUCAGUGAAGACAUUUGGAGCAUCAGGCCAAGAUUUAACUGUGAUUUGGCAGUACUAGUAUUUGUGAUUGUCUAGGCUAAAUGGCCGCUCUGGAAAGCGAGGAACUGGGAGCAGUCUGUUGCUCUCGGACAUCCAUCUGUUCCUAACCUCAAACAAUCCAGUGAAACUCUGAAUUAUAUCUUUCUUCCUGCUCAAGCCUGGAGCACAACUUUGUUCAACUUCCUGAAGGAGCCUGGAACUGGAUCUGUGUAGCAUUUUUGUUGGUGGAUGGUGCAAGCUCACCAGAAGCAGCAAUUUGUUUUCAGUGCUACUUUCUGCCACUUAACCUUGUAUUUUCCUCCCCUUCUCUCAGUCCUCUGCAAGGUGCCCUGCCUUGAAGCAGUCUGCCUGGUUGUGGUGCAUCUCUUGAGGUCUGUAGGAUUCACAUAACCAUUCAGACCUGAUCCAAGGGCUCUGUGACACUCCUAUUUUGCACAUGGACAGAAACAGAAAUACCUGCUUAAGCUAAUAGGCUUUGUUUUUUAACAAAAAACACACCUAGACUUUUUUCUGGGUGGCUGCUGUGUUUCAGUCUCCUGUGCAUAGUACAUGUUCACCAUUUUUCUCUCUGUGAGUUCCCCUGGUUGCUUUCCCAGUGUUCAGUCUGAACCCAAACAUAUUGAGAAAAUAUCUAUUUAUUCUCACAUGAAGUAAACGUCCAUACUUUUCCUGCUGAUUGUGCAGGAAAGCUGCAGCUUUGAUUUUACUGCAUGUUCCUCUGGGCACACAGCCUGACCUGAGUCCCUGGCACCUCCCAGAGCACAGGAGUGGGCUGGAUAGCACUAGGUAAUGUCUGCAGGAUUCCUGCUCCUUCUGGCUCGUCCCUCCUGAUGCAAGGUGAGCCCAGCCCAGCUCCAGGAGGUCCAAAGCUCAUCUCUGGCCCCAAGGCAGCAUGUGAAAUCCCCACUUUGGCAAUGUCCUGGUCCUAGUCCUGGUCCUGUAUGUUCCCCUGUAGUCCCUUUGCAAUGAGGUGCUUCUGAACUCUGUCCUGCAGCAUCUGCUGGUCCAGGCUUGUACCUCAGUGAGCUGAGGAUUUCUGUUGAGGCAGAAGAAGCUAUUUGUGAAGGGCCUGAUGUGCCAGCUGUGGGGCUGGCACCAAUCCCUAAGCAUCCUGUGCCUGCUACUCUUGGAAAACUGCUGUGAAGAGAGAGAAAACCUGUGUGUGUGUGUGUGUGUGUGUGUGUGUGUGUGUGUGUAUAAAGCAUAAAUCUAUGUACAGGCUUCGGUUUAGGAGCUUGGACUCUUUCAGGGCUAAGGGCAGAGUGGUUCUGGAAUGCUCUGGUGAAGCCAUUCCCAGCUCAGGACAUGGCUCUGGUCCUCCCAAGGCAGUGGCAGGAGGGCUGCCUCCUUGGGCUGAUGCCUCGGCUGAAGGGAAAGGAGCUGCUGCCCAGAGUCUGCUGGCAAUCUGACUGCAUGCCUCUCCCCCUCACAGGCAUCUGCCUCAGCAUUCCUGGGUCAGAUUCCUCCUUUCCUGAUCUCUCUCAUAUCAUUUCCAUCUCUUUGUUUUUCCCACAGCCUACCACGGCCUUAGCAAUAAACCUAAUGUCUUGAUUUAUUUUUUUGUGUACUUACUCUGAUAA
This is a messenger RNA of Ficedula albicollis (Collared flycatcher), 4757 nucleotides long. It is a transcript of the gene SPINT1, whose product is annotated as serine peptidase inhibitor, Kunitz type 1. Lineage: Eukaryota; Metazoa; Chordata; Aves; Passeriformes; Muscicapidae. The record is from RefSeq and is a predicted model, not a curated record. Bases 1320 to 3062 code for a protein of 580 amino acids. Gene Ontology annotation, molecular function: serine-type endopeptidase inhibitor activity; protein binding. The transcript has 13 exons.